AUGAAUUCAGAGUGUCAGAAGAGGGAGAACAUCAGGAGGAAGAUUGUCAAAAUCUCAGUGGUUCAUUGUUUUUAUUUCAGAGGUGGUGCAGAGCUCUUAUUCGAUGGUGUCAAAAAGCAUCAGGUGACUUUGCCCUGUCAACCAGAGCCUUGGGAUAUCAGAAACCUGCUCAAGUGGAUCAAACAGAAUAUGCUGAAAGAGCGACCAGAGCUAUUCCUGCAAGGGGAAUCUGUGAGGCCAGGAAUUUUGGUGCUCAUCAACGAGGCAGACUGGGAACUAAUGGGUGAGCUGGAUUAUAAACUCCAGGACCAGGAUAAUGUGCUUUUCAUCUCAACACUGCACGGCGGGUGAACUCCUGAAAAAACAAGAGGAUGUAAAUCAAAAUCCCUGGGAAAAAAAAACCCAAACAAAAACCUUAACCCACCUAAACCUCUCUUGAACUGCCUGUGUCCAGUCUCUGCAUCUCCCCUCUGCGUUCACUUGUUCUAGACAUCCAAAUAAAGCCCCGCCAGCCUGCGGCCUUCUGUCCACCACAGCAUCCAUCUUUUGGUCCUCAUUUCACCUCUCCUGACUGCACUUCCAGGUACCCUAACGAGCAGAGAGCACCUCAGCAUGUGGGACUUUGUUUUUCUCUGGCAGGAGGAAGAGGGGUGCUGAUCCCUGAGCAGGAUAACAUGUCUUAACAUGCAGUGAGGUGUUCUAGUGCUGGGAACCAGGAUUCUUUUAACACAAUGCUUAAUGUUGGUACAGUCUCUGCACCAGCCAUGGGAAGGGUGAGAAAGUGCAAGGAAACAAAAGGGGGCUUGACUGGCUUUUGCAUGGGGUAGCAAACAUGGCAGCUCCAGAGCCCUCAGAAGUGACUUUCACCUUGUCAUGAUAUUUAUUUAUGGGAAGCAGGAGAGAAAUAGGCCUUUUGGGUUUUCUAUUUCUGAUCCCUCAUGCUGCUUUCAUACCAGAGCUGAGGCAGAGUGAAGUACUGGCCCAUGAAUGAUGUCAAUUUAUAAUGAUUUGGUUGGAGGGGAAACAAACCCUCACCCGGCCUGAGACAGCACAGAGUGAUCAGGGCAGCAAAUGAUCUUCCUGUCACUGUGAUAGACAGAAUUGAUCAGGCUGCACUGCAUUCUGUGCAGGUGGGAGCUGCAGUCUGGCUGGGGCUGGAGAUGCACAGUUAAAGUGCCAAGAGCUGAGAAAGUCAGUGGCUUUUAACUCUUUGUGUCAGUGGCAGGGAGAGGAUUCUUGCUGCAUGCUCUGAGGAAUUCCUGUGCGGGGUUCUGCUAGGGCACGGCUGUUGUUGGCUUUCCAGAAGUUUCCUCAGAAAGACAGAGUGGCCCCUGCCAGCCAGGAGGCUACGGCAAGAGCAGAGGGACGGGCUCAGAGAAGACAGCACUGGCACCACCAGGUCUGAAACAGCAGGAGCUGCCAGGAGUGCCUGACCAGGACUGUGCUCCUGCUCUCCCCCCUGCCCCGCUCACCUGUUCUGCACGGCUCCAGCACACGCAGGGUCCCCGCAGCAGCUCCUGCCUGAGCCAUGGCUGUGGUGGAGCUCAGUGGGUGCCUCUAGAGCUGAUCUGCACCAGGAAUGCUCUGACAGCCCUGCAUGCUCAGGAGCUGCCGAGGAGCUGGGGAGCAGCAGCCCUGCUCAGGCAGCCUGGCCCAGCUCCGAGCGCGGCGCACAGGGAGCCUUUCCCGCGCUCGCCUGACAGGAAUUCCUCUGAUGCACAGAGUGAUUCCCUCAGCUGACUUCUCCACUGACUCCUCUCUGUCUGCCCCUCCACAACCUGCCUCAAAAAGCACCCACAGCCUACGAUGCUUCUGCACCUGAGGAGCCCCAACUUCAGCCCACUGCUGGUGCCAAACCGAUAUUCAGCCUUUUCCACAUCCAGCCACAGCAACUUGAGUCCAGCUCACACCAUUUGUAAGUGACACAGACAGGCCAAAGGCUCUUCUCUGCCCUGAGUUCCUGGCCCUUAGCUUAGCUGGGCCAGGACAGUGGAAGGGGAUUCCAGGAGGUGGUAGAAGCUGGCUGAAAAACAAGGAACCUGUGUGGCGUGCAGCUUGAAACGGACUGAAGCACAAUGGGAAAAAGCAGGUUCAUCUUCAGCACUGCUGCCUGCCCUUCCUCUACCCUGCCUCUGCCUCAGGCUGGGCUCGUCUCUUCUCACCCCCCAGCUGUUUGCUCAGAUAAGAUGGGUUCCUUCCCCAGGAGCUGUUAUUCCCCUCGAUAGUGCAGGUAGACCCAGGUGGCUUAGAUCCCGCUGUAGUAAAAGCUGUCAAUCACUGCUAAAAAAAGCUAGAAAUGGGAAGAUGAAGGAAGCCGAGGGGGAUGGAGAAGAGGGGUACAGCAAAAUCCUGUAACAACAAGAGCAACAAAAAGUUUCUGAAAUAAAAGCCUUUUAAAACA
This is a messenger RNA of Zonotrichia albicollis (white-throated sparrow), 2401 nucleotides long. The record is from RefSeq and is a predicted model, not a curated record. NCBI's taxonomy places the organism in Eukaryota, Metazoa, Chordata, Aves, Passeriformes, Passerellidae.